Messenger RNA from Colossoma macropomum (tambaqui), 884 nucleotides. RefSeq names its product B- and T-lymphocyte attenuator-like. Gene Ontology annotation, molecular function: signaling receptor activity. Gene Ontology annotation, cellular component: plasma membrane. Gene Ontology annotation, biological process: immune response-regulating cell surface receptor signaling pathway. NCBI's taxonomy places the organism in Eukaryota, Metazoa, Chordata, Actinopteri, Characiformes, Serrasalmidae. The transcript is spliced from 6 exons. The record is from RefSeq and is a predicted model, not a curated record. Bases 124 to 819 code for a protein of 231 amino acids.
GAGAGAGGGGGGCUUUGUCAGAGAUGAGUACACAGUGAUUGGCUGCAUGGUGAAGCUUUGAAGUUGAACCUGCAUUAGUUUUGAACCCGUCUGUGUAAAGAUUAGAUCAACCCUUCAUUCACUAUGGAGAUCUCACUUCUGAUGAUUCUGAUGAUUGUGGCUUUUGGUCUGUUUGUAACUGUAGACGCACAAGGUCCUGCUGGUCUGUGUGUUCCUGCAGUCAGAGUUCGCAAGAACACUGUUUAUAGAGGCUCCAGUAAAAGUCUGUUAAGAGUCCCCUGUCCUGUGACAUACUGUGAGGAGAUUCCAACUGUUAGAUGGUUCAGAAUUAAAGAUACAGACAAGUCGAUACCAGUCAGCGAAACAGAUCAAGUAACAGUUACACAGGAGUGGUUUACUGCAGAAGAGAAAGAGAUCAUCUCAUAUUUGAGCUUCAAGAGUUUAUCAGUUCAGGAUGAUGGCCUUUAUAGAUGUGCAGCUGCCGGAUCAAAUUCUGCAUCAGAAAGCCACAACAUUAAAGUGUCUGUUUCAGAUACAAUCCUGGACACUGUAAAUGGAAAAGUGAUGUUUCUCCCUGUAACAGCCAGCCCUACUGUCCCUGUGAUUAAUACAGCUGCUGCAUGGAUGCCCUACAUUAUAAUCUGCUCAGGUGUCUUCUGUCUGGUUACUAUUGUGAUGUUAAUCGUUCUCCUGAGCCUAUAUGGAUGUACAUGUUCAAGAAAACCUGUAAAGCACACAGAUCAGUACACCACAGCCGUGUUCACUCCGGUUGAAACCAGCCCCACCAUUUCAGAGCAUACUGAAGACAUCUCUGUUUAGGACCCUCAAAAGCCACCACUAAGCAAUGUUUAUAAUAUGUGCACUUAUAAUGACCAAUACAACAA